Molecule: messenger RNA, 2262 nt
Organism: Ylistrum balloti
Lineage: Eukaryota; Metazoa; Mollusca; Bivalvia; Pectinida; Pectinidae
Product: monocarboxylate transporter 14-like
Exons: 5
Coding region: 124-1770 (548 amino acids)
Biological process (GO): transmembrane transport; monocarboxylic acid transport
Molecular function (GO): monocarboxylic acid transmembrane transporter activity
Source: RefSeq, a predicted model, not a curated record
ACAAGCCAUGAGGAAGAGGGAAGAAUGCCGCAGCAGACGAUAUUUUAUGAGACAGGCGAAGAAGACUUGGUUAGUAAAGAUUGAAAUAUGAUGAUUUGAGUUACACACAAUGAGCAUGACAUAAUGGCUCCUGUUGUUACCAGUAAUGUGGAUGGGUCAUGGGGUUAUGUUGUGUGUGUGGCUGCCUUUAUGGUCCAGUUUGUCGUCUUUGGCAUUGCAGUGUCUUUUGGGGUGUACAACAUUGCAUUGCUUGAGCACUUCCAGUCUUCUGUUGCUGCCACAUCCAUGAUUGGUGCUUUAAACAUUGGAUUGCUACUAGGAGGAGGACCUCUAGCCAGUUAUCUGAUGAGAAAGAUGAGUUACAGGAAGGUGUCUUUCCUUGGAUCUUUCCUCAGCAGUGUCGGUCUACUCCUCUGUCCAUUUGCACCAAACAUUAUCUAUCUUGAUGUAUUUUAUGGUGUUGUAACAGGUAUUGGAUUCUGUCUGGUAUAUGUGCCAUCACAUACACUCUCUGGUCUUUAUUUUGACAAGCACAGAAGCCUGGCUACUGGGUUGGUAACCAGUGGAUCAGGCCUGGGAGGAGUUGUCUUCCCUUACAUCAGCCACUUCCUUAUUACUGAAUAUGGAUGGAUGGGGUCAAUGUUUAUCAUUUCUGCCAUCAAUAUGAACAAUUUUGUAUUUGCUGCAUUACUUCUUCCUGUUCCUGUUUCUAGAAAACCUAAAGAUGCUGUACAAAGAGAUGAGUUGGUAGUCAUGUUGACUUGCACAGCUGAUGAAGCACAAGUGUCAAGGCAAAAUAGAAGUACGCAAAAUAAAACUGGUAAUAUAAAUCAUACUUCAGUUGAAAUAGAGCCUACGUCAAACUCCAAUGAAAAUUUUAGGGCAAACUCUCUAGAUGGAUAUUUGAGAAGAAACUCUCUUGAGCCCAAUUUAAAGAUAAACUCACUGGAGCAUAAUUUGAGAAAAAACUCUGAUGAAAAUUUGAGGACUACCUCUGAGCAAAAUUUGAGGACCAACUCUAUGACACACUCGGAACUUCUGAGGACAGACUCACUGGAGAAAAAUUUGAAGACCAAUACAGAACAGUGUGAAAGAGAAACAGACAAGGAAGUGAAAAAUUGUUAUGUUUUAUGUAACUUUGUUUUCUUGAUUUAUUGCAUCAACAAUAUAUUCUGGAACAUGGGUUUAUCAUUGGUUUUUGUGCUUGGUCCUGAAUACUUUACAGAAUUUGGGCUUACUGUAAAGGAGUCUACCAUUUGUCUAAUGUGCUUCAAUGCUACUAUCAUAGUUGGUGGGGUUUUUGGAGGGGGUGUUGGUAAUCUGCGUUGUGUCAGCAGGAUGGCCUUAUACAUAACAGCCAACUUCAGCACAGGUGUGUUCAUAUUGUUGCUUGCAUUACCAUUUACGCACACAUUCCUUGGAGUAUGUUUGGACAUGCUUAGCAUGGGCAUGGUGUUUGGUAUCAUUCUUGGAUUGCUGGUUGUUGUUACAGCAGACAUAUUGGGGGCGCAGGCACUUGGAGAUGGCAUGGGUUAUCUCCUCUUUGCAAACGGAAUUGGUAAUACUGUUGGACCACCUAUUGGAGGCUGGAUAAAGGAUGUGACAGGCUCCUGCACUUUGGCAUUCUACAUGGCAGGGUCCGUCACCUUGGUUGGUGGAGGUAUCAUGAUGAUUGCUCCUGUAUGGGAAUACAGUUUGUCUAAAUUCAACCAUCAAGGGUCCAGGGAUGAAAGCCUGAAGGAUACUGGAACAUCAGGCAUAGAGAUGUAAGACAGUAAUUUCCUCAAACAUAUCAUUGUGUUCAUUUAUUUGUGAUAUUAUCUCAGAUACUGUUGCUCUACGUCCAAUUAACAGCCAUGGUCAUUUAAGCACAUGCCACGAUUGUUUGGUGGAGGAAAACUGGAGUUCUCAAAGAAAAAAGACUGCAUUUAGUACCUGGCAGCUGCCCCACAUAGGCCUCAAACUCACGACCCAUAGGUGGAUAGCUUGUGAUAAAGAUGGUUAGAUGCCUUUACCAUUCAGUCACUGUGGCCCAUAUCACCUCAGAAUCCAGAAGGUCAAAGUUUCUGAAUUUCACGUAAUAAUACACUGUGAUUUGCAGUUGUAAAGUUUAAAGUCACUGAUACUAAAAAUAGAACCAGGAAUACACGUUUAAAACAUAUCAUGCAAGGCCCCAACAGAAUGCAAAUAUUGUGAUAUGUACAAUAUUCAAUACAGGUUUAGAAAGGUCCUAAAGUCUAGGUCAUACUGACUAAAAAUACA